GAUUUUCGAACGUAACCUUUGAAUUGACAUACACAUGUAUGUUAAAGAUAUUGGAGGGAAAAGAAGGAAGGAGAUUAAGUAUAAAAAUUUCAGAUUAAACGACUUUGAUACAUAUUAUUUGAUAAAUAUUAAAACUUUAGUGAGAAAAAUGCAGAAAGAGCCAAAAGGUACUCCAAAAUCCGGACGUAUUCGAAGAAUUAACGACCCAAAUGUAUCAGAGAUUACAGGAAAGACUGUACUAGAUGCCACAUUAUCUAAUAUUUCAAAAAAUAAAGUCACUUCUCAUAGAACAACCAUGAUGCCAGGUGAUAUCACACAAAAAAUGUUAAAAAAGAAGAUUGCAGUCAACAGUAGGCAAUCAAUUAUGCCAUCUCAUUUAUCAAAAAACUUAGAUACUGAAUGUAAACAAAGGAAGACAGAUACUGAAUGUAAAGAGGUAGAACUUGGACUUCUUUAUGAUGAAUAUUUACAAGCUAUGAUGAUGAAUCUCAUAAUAAAGAAAAAGGCUGAAGAGAAAAAGCGCUUGAUGAUAACACAGUUGGCAACUAUAGCACAAGAAAUUGAUCAAGACGCAAAAAAAUUGAUGAAAAUCAAAUCGAGGGAACGUGACAUAAUAAACUUAAGCAUAGCACAAAAAGAAAUAGAUGCGCAGUUAGCUGCAGUAACAGAAUGUACCAAACAUAAAACAUUUAAAAUAGUAGAAGAUAUGUUAUCCAAGCUACAAUCUCUUCUACAACCUAUGGAUGUAUUGCGAUGUAAUGAUAUAAUACUUCCUAAAACACAAAAUGAAUGGGAAAGAACUCAAGAAAUAUUAGCAAAAUGUUCGAAUACCUUAAAAAGCAUCAUGAAUUUAAUUAAUUCGAAAGGCGAAACAUAUUGUGCUGUAAAUGAUGGAUUGAAGAAUUUUGUUGAAACGUAUAAUGACAUAGAAAAUCUUCAGAAAAAAUUGGAAGAAACACUUUGCAAUUUACAAGCGACGAUUUUGAAAAAUGCUUCAUUUUCAUUAAUGCAUGCUGAAAAAUAGAUUUUUUCAUUUAUAGUUUAUAUAAAAUAUUACCUUGUAUUUUUCUACUGUAAAUUAUUUGCAAAUGCAUCAAUAGAUUGAAUUUGCUAUGGAAAGAUAUAAUAUUUUAUAUAUUAGAAUAUUUUUUAUUAAGCUUAUAUAGAUGGAAAAAGUAAACAAUUA
Molecule: messenger RNA, 1186 nt
Organism: Camponotus floridanus (Florida carpenter ant)
Lineage: Eukaryota; Metazoa; Arthropoda; Insecta; Hymenoptera; Formicidae
Exons: 5
Coding region: 35-1024 (329 amino acids)
Source: RefSeq, a predicted model, not a curated record